This is a messenger RNA of Candoia aspera, 3417 nucleotides long. RefSeq names its product SHH signaling and ciliogenesis regulator SDCCAG8 (gene SDCCAG8). The transcript is spliced from 18 exons. The record is from RefSeq and is a predicted model, not a curated record. NCBI's taxonomy places the organism in Eukaryota, Metazoa, Chordata, Lepidosauria, Squamata, Candoiidae. The coding region runs from base 344 to 2581 and encodes 745 amino acids. Gene Ontology annotation, biological process: centrosome cycle; establishment of cell polarity; neuron migration. Gene Ontology annotation, cellular component: centrosome; centriole.
CGGCAAAGGCUUCCUCGACAGAACAGCGUUACGGCGUGUUGCAUUUCGGGCGAAAGAGGAAGCCUUCUGUCUCCUACGUUCGAGGCAGCGCAACAGACGUCACUCGCUUAGCGGCAGGCAUAGCGGUCUUCAAAGCGGGACUCGGGAAAACGCCGUUUCUUCGUUGUCUAGCAACAAGCCGCUUCGCGAGAUACAUCGGAACAUCCCGACGCCGUCCCUGGGGAUUGUAGUUGCUUCUUAGCCGCCGUGGCUAUUUCGUGCAGUACAAGAGGGACGGCGUUGAACUACAGAGACCGGCAGCCCGCGGAGAAAGCUUAGCAGGGGUUACUUCUCACACUUCUCAAUGGAGGGAGUCUCAGAAGCGAUCGGGAUAGGCGAAAGAGUUGCGGCGUGCAGCCCGUGGCCCGGUUGUGGCGGGUCUCCGGGUUCGUUGAAUUCCGUGAGGGAAGCCGCGGGAGAGUCGGACUUGACGCAGUCUCUGGAGCGCUAUCACCGAGGCUUACGCGAUCGUGCUAGUAAAAGCCUUGAUCAAUUGAAGUAUGUCUUGCGUGAAAAAGAUCUGGCAAUAGAUGAAAGUGCAGCUCCAUUGGAUCAGUUAUUUCCUAACACAGGCUAUGAAGUUAGUGAAAAUAAAGCUUGGCAGGAGCUACAAUACAGCCAUGCAGUUAAUCAGCUUAAAGCAUUAUUACGACAAGAAGAAGAAAAAGGGAGUGAAACAUCACCUUCAAAGAAGAGGGGAAUGUCACCCACAAGAACAUCCAAAACUACUGAUCAAAGUUUACCUGCCAUUUCUGAUCUUGUUCCCAUCAUAAAUGAUCAGUCUCAAUAUAUUAAUCAUUUAGAGGCUGAAGUCAAGUUUUGCAAGGAAGAAAUGUCUGAAUUGAAAGCACGUAUACAUGUUGUUGUACUUGAAAAUGAGAAGCUACAAAAUGAUCUGAAAAUGAUAACAGAGCAGACUUUGAGAGAGCGAACUGUCCUUGAUGACUCAGCACCUCUCUCAAAUGCUGGUGGUAUAAGUGGUGAUUAUUCUCAAGUUUGUGGAGCUGCUAAAUCAUCUUGUCAUAUCAAUGAGCAAGCCAAGGCACCUACACUGGAAUUGGAAAAGUGGCAACUGGAACUGGAAAAAUUAAAAUACCUUCAUGAAGAAAAGACUGAAGUGUUUGAAGCUCAGAUCCAGUCUCUACGAAAGGCAUUAUCAGAGUCACAAAAAAACUGUGAAGAUCUGAGCGGAAGAUUAAAACAUCAGCAUCUGAUCAAUGCAGCAAAUAGUUCUAGUAGGCCUGGUGGACUUUGCUUAAAUUGUGCACAGCAUGAAGCAGUUCUUUCCCAGACUCAUUCAAAUGUCCAUAUGCAAACCAUUGAAAGACUAACGAAAGAGAGAGAUGAGUUAAUGACAGCACUUUCUACAAUGAGAAUAAACUUAAAUGAAAUGCAACAGAGGGAAUGCAGUGCUUAUGAACAAGUAAAACAAGCAGUACACAUGACUGAAGAAGCUAAUUUGGAAAGAACUAAGGCUUUAGUCCAGCGUGAACAGCUUAAAAGUGAAAUGGAGAGGCAGAGAGAUCGCCUUGAAAAAGAGUUAGCACUUCAGCUAGAUAAGAGAGCUGGAGAGCGAGAAGCGGUUCGUGAAGAAAUGAAGAAAGAAAAAGAAAACCUGUCAUCACUGGUAAUGUCUUUAUCUCAGAAUGUUGCUGGUCUGGAGGCUCAGAUUGACAGGAUUACAAGGGAAAAGAUCUCUCUAAGCAAUCAGUUGGAAGAAGCUCAGAACCAGCAUGCUUCUCGUGAAAUGGAGAUCAAUAAGGUGUGUGGAGAAAUACGUUAUCAACUGAAUCAGACCAAAAUGAAGAAGGAUGAAGCAGAAAAGGAGCACAGGGAGUAUAGGACAAAAACAAUAAGGGAACUUGAAGUUAAAGAUCAGCAAAUUGAGAAAUUACAAGUAUUGCUUAAUGAAAACAAACAGCGCUUAGAACAAGCACAGCAGGAUACUGCAAAAGCUAAGGAUGAAUGUCUGAAACUAACAGAAUUGCUGGGCAAAGCUGAGCAACAACUGCAUUUUCUCAGGUUAGAAAAAGAGAACAUUCAGCAUAGCUUUAGCAAUGAGGCAAAGACCCGAGUCCUUCAGGCUCAGCAGAGAGAACAGGAGCUGACACAGAAGAUGCGGCAAAUGGAGGCCCAGCAUGAUAAAACUGUAAAUGAACUGGAAUCAUUGCUGAGUUCCCAGAAUGCUCUUCUAUCAAAAUUAAAAGAAGAAUGUUGUCAAUUGGCAAAGAAGCUUGAACAUGUCACUGAAAGAAAUAGGUCUGAAAUCAGCCAGCUUAGUCAGGAAAAUGAAUAUAUCCAUGACAGACUUGAGAAGAUGCAGAAAAGGCAUGAUGAAUUGGAGGAUCAGUGUAUCCAGCAUGGAAGGAUGCAUGAGAAAAUGAAGCUAAGAUUACACCAGCUUGACAAGCAUUGCCAGACUUCUGCCCAGCAGCUUGUGGAGUUACUCAACAAACAGAAUGAGCUGUACAAGGAGCGGCAGAUGCUUACAGAAGAGGUGGAUUUUCUGCGGACUCAGUUAUCCUGUGCCCCACAGCCAUAACUGAAAACGCUUUGGAAGGACAUCAUUGAAGCAAAAUGCCAAUUACCUUCAUUCAGCUCAAAGACCUGAUAUGCUUAAGUAAUUAAACAUUUGUCAACGGGUCUUCCCAUGUUGGAAAUGUCAUCCCAUCCACCUUAGACUGUCAAAUGUUUAGGCCCAACAUCUUUAGAUAUUCAAUAACUUUGUUUGUCCUCUCUUAAGAAGACAAUUCUGGUUGAAUUUCUGAGGAACUGCUUAUACUUUUAGAUGAUUGACACUUGUGCAGUUUUCUUCGGUGGAACUUGAAACAUGCAGAGAAGCUAUACUGGAUCAAAACUGGUUUUAAAUGCAGUAUUAUUUCCCCCUGCAUUCUUCAUUUUUAACCUCAAUUUUUUAAUCAGAUAUUUUCCCCUAAUGAGAGAGGUUGUACACACAUCACCUCUGAAUUAAGGUGUAGAUUUAUUGCCCCAUGAGUGUGGAACAAUUCCCUCAGUAAGGCUGAAAUCUGCUCUACUAUUGUAGCCUUUGCAAGAAGAUGAAAAGCUUCCCUUCCUUCAGCACUGGAGCUCAGUAUUGUUUUACAUUCUACAAUAUUUAUCAAUGAUUGUUUUUAUUGGUAUUGCUAUUUUCUAUUAGAUGGUAUAUGGUAAGAAUGUUAAGUUAAGAUCAUAAAUGCAUCUCCCCGGAUGACAAGUUAAUUUAGAAUCUCUUGUCUCUAUUUUAUAAGAAUGUUAUGAAAUAUCUUUUCAAAAUUACCACAAUUAUUUUAUUAAGUUUAUAUGGUUUGAUAGCACUUUUUAAUUCAUUAAUUAAUCUGCAUCGCAGAUGUUCUUUCUGAAGCUAAAUGCUAAAAUAUA